AUGGACUUCGUUUUCGCCGACGACGACCUUGUUGCCACCGAGGACUUCACGACUGCAGAAGUUGCCGGGAAUGUCAUGGAAGAGACCUUGGCGGACAGUGCCUCCGACAGCGAAUGCGACGAUGCUAGUUGGGCCCCUAAGCCGCUCCUGUCGCGGACCAAGCCAGCGGUGGCCGCCGUGGACACGUCUUCGGCCAGCAGCGGCGACGGCGACGGCCUGAAGGUCGAGCACCAGCGGCAGCAGAAGUCGGCGGAGAGCCGGCUGCCCACCCUGGAGGAGUUCCUCGAGAAGCGAGACUUCACGGGGGCCAUGUCGCUGCUCGAGUUCACCGGCACCUCCUCCUCCUCGUCCCAGUCCUCACGGCUCGAAGCGGCGCUGUGGACGGCCUACUGCGCCUUCCACCUGGGACAGCACCGGCAGGCGAUGCGCAUCUACCAGGAACUGCUGGCCGACAAGUCGAUGCCGCCGCCGCUUGACGUGUGGAGCUACCUUGCGUGCUGCCAGUUCCACCUGGGCCUCUACCGCGAGGCCGAAGCGUCGGUGCUGAAAGGCCCCAAGAACCAGCUGCAGAGCCGGCUUCUCUUCCACCUGGCCCACAAGGCGGGAGACGAGAAGAGGCUCAUGGCGCUGCACCAGAGCCUGCAGGACAUACUCGAGGACCAGCUGUCACUCGCAUCCAUUCAAUACCUCAC
Molecule: messenger RNA, 692 nt
Organism: Dermacentor andersoni
Lineage: Eukaryota; Metazoa; Arthropoda; Arachnida; Ixodida; Ixodidae
Source: RefSeq, a predicted model, not a curated record